AUGAGACCGUUUAUAACAGGUCAUGAAGACCUAAUUCAUGAUGUUGCGUAUGAUUUUUAUGGGAGACACGUUUCAACGUGUUCUUCGGACCAACACAUCAAAGUUUUUAAGCUUGAUAAAGAAACGAAUGAAUGGCAAUUAAGUGACUCUUGGAAGGCUCAUGAUAGCUCGGUGGUAAGUCUGGACUGGGCUAGUCCUGAGUAUGGACGUAUGAUUGCGUCUGCCUCGUACGAUAAGAUGGUGAAUUUGUGGGAAGAGGAGCCAGAUGCGCCUGAGUGUUCUGGUAAGCGGUGGACGAAGCUAUGUACGCUAAAUGAUGCGACGGGCCCACUUUUCAGCGUGAAAUUUGCGCCUGGACAUUUAGGAUUGCGCGUUGGCGCUAUAGGCAACGACGGAAUAUUAAGAUUGUAUGAAGCCCUAGAACCCUCCGAUCCCAGAUCCUGGAUAUUAUCCACAGAGGUCAAAGUGCUGCCUAAUCCACCUGCUUCGCAUCUUCAGUCUGAUUUUUGUUUGACUUGGUGUCCUUCCCGGUUUUCUACUGAGAAAAUUGCCGUUUGCGCGUUGGAUCAAGUGUUGAUUUAUCAAAGAGAUCAAGCAGGCAAGAUGUAUGUCGCUGCAAAGCUUGAGGGACAUGAGGGGCUCAUCCGCAGUAUUAGCUGGGCACCUUCGAUUGGAAGAUGGUACCAACUAAUUGCGACGGGCUGUAAAGACGGGAAAGUUCGUAUUUUCAAGCUUAGCGAGACACUGCAGCAGGACAGUGACGAGAUGAGUGUGGACGAAGCACCACGCGAGACAACAGACGAUUCAAAUGUGACGAAGGGUCCAAAGCUGAAAGUUGAGCUCUUGAGUGAGAAUGCCGAUCACGGGGGUGAAGUUUGGUCUGUAUGCUGGAACCUUACCGGAACGAUUUUGAGCUCGGCAGGAGACGACGGCAACGUGAGACUUUGGAAGGCCUCAUAUAUGAACGAUUUUAAGUGCAUGUCUGUCAUAAGCGCUACGGGUAACAAUUAG
Molecule: messenger RNA, 1011 nt
Organism: Lachancea mirantina
Lineage: Eukaryota; Fungi; Ascomycota; Saccharomycetes; Saccharomycetales; Saccharomycetaceae
Source: the annotation of a GenBank genome assembly